Nycticebus coucang (slow loris) is the source of this 3683-nucleotide messenger RNA. RefSeq names its product MAX dimerization protein 4 (gene MXD4). Gene Ontology annotation, biological process: regulation of transcription by RNA polymerase II. Gene Ontology annotation, molecular function: protein dimerization activity; DNA-binding transcription factor activity, RNA polymerase II-specific; RNA polymerase II cis-regulatory region sequence-specific DNA binding. The record is from RefSeq and is a predicted model, not a curated record. The transcript is spliced from 6 exons. NCBI's taxonomy places the organism in Eukaryota, Metazoa, Chordata, Mammalia, Primates, Lorisidae. Bases 175 to 804 code for a protein of 209 amino acids.
AUGUGUCAAUUUGACGGCCCGAGGUAGAGGGUGGCGGCCCAGCUCACAGCGAGUCGGCGGAGUCUGGGAAGUGGUGCUCCGGGCGCGCGGGGCCGGCGGCAAGCGGAGCCGGCCGGAGCGGGCCGGGCAGCGGCCGCCGCCGUCCCGUGGCGCGCGGGCGGCGCGGGCAGGAGGAUGGAGCUGAAUUCCCUGCUGAUCCUACUGGAGGCGGCUGAGUACCUAGAGCGCAGGGACCGAGAGGCCGAGCACGGCUACGCCUCGGUGCUGCCCUUCGAUGGCGACUUCUCCAGGAAGAAAACAAAGGCGGCCGGCCUGGUGCGCAAGGCCCCAAACAACAGGUCUUCACACAAUGAGCUAGAAAAGCACAGACGAGCCAAACUCAGGCUCUACCUGGAGCAGCUCAAACAGCUGGUGCCCCUGGGCCCUGACAGCACACGCCACACCACGUUGAGCCUCCUGAAGCGUGCUAGGGUGCACAUCAAGAAACUGGAGGAGCAGGACCGCCGAGCACUGAGCAUCAAGGAGCAGCUGCAGCGGGAGCAUCGCUUCCUGAAGCGGCGCCUGGAGCAGCUGUCAGUGCAGAGCGUGGAGCGUGUGCGCACAGACAGCACGGGCUCUGCCGUCUCCACGGAUGACUCUGAGCAAGAAGUGGACAUAGAGGGCAUAGAGUUUGGCCCCGGUGAGCUGGACAGUGUUGGCAGCAGCAGUGACGUGGACGACCACUACAGCCUGCAGAGUGGCGGCGGCAGCGACAGUGGCUAUGGGCCCCACUGCCGGCGGCCUGCCCACCCUGGCCUCUUGUAGGCCCUGUGCCCUCUGCUCUUGGCCCACCUGCCUGCCCAGCCAAGUGUGUCGGCCCUCCAGGCCUGCCUUGACUGACGUCAGCCUCACCACAGGCCUAUUGCUGCACCAUUCUGGAAGCUCCAGCUGCUGCCCGGGCUGCCUGCCUCUGCCCGCUCACCAGUCAGGGCCUGCUGAGCCGCCCACCCCUCCCAGCUGGGCAGGGUCCCCUGCAGAGAGGCAGGGCCCAGAUCCUGCGUCCUGGAGCCCAGCGUAGCCACCCACGGUCUAUUCUCAGAUUCCUAAGCAUUCCAGAAGUAUUAAAUGUCAUUGCUGCAAACCUCGGCGGACACCGUGUAAGGGGCUUACUGACCACCACAGGGAGCUCAGACCCCAACCCUGGAUUCCAGGAGAAAGGAUCGGACCCAGGAAGGAAGGCGAGGCUGUCUGUCUGUCUGUCCGUCCAUCUAUCUGUUGAUCCACACAGGAUCCUGAAGCUUGGAUGGAGGGAUCCACGAAGGGCGGGACCUGGGUGAGCACCUGAGGCAGGUGGGCGGAUGGGGGCCUUCCUGCCUUGUAGCUGUUGGGAGCCAGGACUGGGCCAUGCCACCCUGGCUGGCCUGCUCCUGCUCUGGUAGGCCUGUCACGUGCAUCCACGCACAACAUAGACACAUUCAAUCAUGUACAUGCUCAUGCAUAGAUACAUGUGGCCACCCAAAAGGCACAUGUCAUAGGGAGGUUGGUCUUUGGGGGUCACCUAGGCAAAUAUUAGCUCCUGGUCUAUGCCUGGCUCCUCCUGCAGCCCCCAGCUCACCUGCACCUGCCCAGUGGCCCUGCCUAGCCAUAUAGGACAGGGAGCUUCUCUUCCUGCAGAGGCUGGUGAAUUAAAACCACUGGAUCCUCAGGGAGCAUUUGCAUCUCCCUUUUAAAGAAGCAAAUAAAUAAAACGCUGCACAGCCCAGCAGCCUGGACAAGGCUCUGGGAGCCCCCCUGGGGGCUUCCUCACGAGCUCUGCCUUGUCCGCCUUGGCCGGCAGAAAGGCUUUUUCCAAAAAACAAAAAACAUUUUUGAAAACAAAAAGCUGUAAAGCCCUAGGCCAAGGGACGUGAGCGUGUGCUGCUUCUAUUUCCUGUAUGAGAUUUUUGUACUCUAUUUUCCUAGCCGUUGUUACAUCCUUGUUUGCCGAGGGGUGGGAGCAACCCAGCGUCUCAGGGACCUGUCCCUCUGUCAUGUUGUCAUAGUGUGCCUUGUGUCCUGUGUCUGGCCCUGUCUCCCCACCAGCAUGUCCCCUGUGGCCUGCCCACCACAUGUUCCCCAUAGUCGGCAACCCCUACCAGCAUCUGGGCUUCCUAGGAGUGAUGCAGCCAGGCCUGCCUGGGUAUAUGGCAGCUCUCUGCCACCAGCGGGAGGGACCGUGAUCUGGCCCCCAGUUUUGCCCUCCCCAGCAGCUGGCAGGGACCUGCCGUACAGCCUGGGGACAGCAGACCACCUGGGGGGCUUGCUUGCUUCCCAGAAAAGUAGAUUCCCAUCUACUACCUGACUUGAACCCUUUGCCCCUGGCCUAGGUUGAGAUCUGCAGUCUCAGACAUGCUGCAGACUAAGACCCUGGUGAUGCAGGCCUGGUAUUAGGAGGCGUCUGCAGCUUUGCAUUCCUGAAGUCCUUUGUCCCUGGGGACCAUGCAGCAAUACUUGGUGGUGGGUGUGGGGCUGGCCCGUAGCAGUGCCUGCCACCUUCUCUGGUGCAUCUGUAACCAAUUUCUAAAUCUUGGGGAAAAUGCAUGUUUAUUUUCAGCCAUGUGGAUGGACACCCCCGAGUGAGUGGCCUACCAAGGCAGAAAGCCCCAUGAAAGCAGCUUUGGCAUAGAACCUGCCCUGCAGGCACUUGGGAUGGCAGGCAGACAGGUUGGGGGGCUGAGCGUGGGGUUGGGGAGACUGUUCAGAUGUCUUUCUGGCCCUACUGGAAGGGGCUGCUCCUGCUGGCCCAAGCCUGCCCACCAUGCCUGCACUGCCAGCCCUCUGUGAGGGCCAGUGCCUGUUGCUGAGCCUGCUUCCUGGGUCCUGGGACAGUCCCUGCUGUCCAUUAUUGAAGCAUCAGCUCCCCUCUUCACCUUCAACAGAACCCAAUCGGGUGACCAGUCGUGGCCUCCCUCGGCAGCUUUCCUGCCAGCUCAGCUGCAGUUUUUUAGGCUAUGGUUCCUGGGUGGACUUGGCAGCCAGCUGCUGCCCCUGCCCUGGCUGGCAUGUGCAGGGUGGCUCUUGAAGAGUUACCCACAUCUAUUCUUCCUCCCCAGCUCCCUGCUGUUGGCAUAGGCUGGCCGCUACAAGUGGCCACAGGGAUGCGGAGAGGGCUGUUAGAGUGUCUAUAGAAAGAACUGGGAGUAGAGCAGGGCCACUGGGGGUGUCCUCCUGGGCCAUGCAGGGCACUGUGGUGCUCAGUGGCUGAGAGUCUGUAGCUGCAGUCUCAGGUGUGGAAUCCCCAGUCCUCACUAUAUCCUGGUGCAGGCCCCACUGUCAGAAGAGGCUGCAGGGAGGUCUCAGUGCUGGGGCCUGUGGUCCUGGGCAGUGGAGCCACAUGCCAGAGGGUGGCCAGCCCUCCUGUCUGCCCUGCUUAUCCCUGUCCUGCUGUGCCAGGCAGACCUACCCUUGCCUGUCUUUGGGCCAGCUACCUAGGACGCCUUCCCAUUGCCUGCUUAGAAGAUCCUAACCCACUGCAGGGCACCCCAGGACUCAGGUCCAGAGCACUAGGGCAAGUUCUGUGCCUGAGUCUGGGGCCCCUUGAAGCCUGGUGCUGGCAAGACAGGUGCACUGGAGUGGGAAAAUGGGCCCCCAUACCCUGCCCAUUGGGUGGGGCAGUGCUGUGUCACUCUGUCGUUGUUAAUAUAAAUACAGAUUUUUAUACCUCA